Lentinula edodes (shiitake mushroom) is the source of this 1161-nucleotide messenger RNA. Its product is annotated as kinase-like domain-containing protein. Lineage: Eukaryota; Fungi; Basidiomycota; Agaricomycetes; Agaricales; Omphalotaceae. Gene Ontology annotation, molecular function: protein serine/threonine kinase activity; ATP binding. The transcript is spliced from 5 exons. The record is from RefSeq and is a predicted model, not a curated record. Gene Ontology annotation, biological process: intracellular signal transduction; protein phosphorylation. The coding region runs from base 1 to 1161 and encodes 386 amino acids.
AUGGCUGCUAACGAGGAGAGUUAUUUUGAGCAAGUUAUAGGCCCUCUGCGGCAGAGGCCUCGUCGUUCGGACCCUGACGGGCUUGAUGAAAGCGAAGAAUGGUGGAUUGGACAUUUCGAAUAUCUAAAGGAGCGCGGCUACAUGAUGAGGCCCCGAUAUCGUCCUGGUUGGCAACCAUCCUACAUUCCUGGGUCAUUCGGGAGUCUGUAUGCUGAGGAUGCUCAACGAACGCCCCAUCCAUAUGUCAUGGAUGCUCUUCGCCUAUCGGAUUCUCUCAUGGUAGCACUGAAGCUUGUCAAGGUUUCCACUGGCGAAGAUAAACUCACCAUGCUCUUUUCCGAUGAUGACCACAAUCCAGAUCCUCACAAUCAUUGUGUCCGGAUACUCGAAGUCCUACCAGUCCCUGGAGAAGAUGCGGGAAAGAUAUUGGUCAUGGUAUGGAUGCGCAAUGUGAUAGAUCCAAGAUUUCGCACAAUUGGUGAAGCAAUUCAAUUCUUCAAGGAGAUGAUACAGGGCCUGCAAUACAUGCACCGAAAUAAUGUGGCACAUAGGCGUGUAGAUUGCUCGUUGAAUAACAUGGCCAUGGAAGCUAAUUCAAUGUUCACUCGGCAGUAUCACCCUAUGGCUCCGAAAAAGAGAUACGAUUGGAGUGGAGGGGCAUUACACUUUUCGCGUACCCGUCGUCCUCCAAGAUAUUAUCUCAUCGACUUUGGAUGCUCCCGGAUGUAUGAUCCUUCGCAGCCACGACCAUUGGAAUAUUCUUUGAAAUCUGGUGGCUAUAUUCCACCUGAGGGUCUUGCAGACAUACCCUGUGAUCCUUUUGCCACCGAUGUCUUCUUCCUAGGCAAUCUCAUGCGGACUUCAUUUCUUGAUGGUGAUCCUACUAUGCGUCAACCUGGAGUUUCUGGUUUCGAAUUUCUGAGACCACUCGUCGGCGAUAUGGUAGCAGAUGAUCCGUCCAAACGUCCUACGAUGGAUGAAGUUGCAUCUCGGUUCACCGGUAUCGUUGGAAAGUUACGGUGGUGGAAAUUGCGCUCACGAGCGGUUCAGAAAGACGAGUUUUUUUCCACACCGUUUCGAGCAAUCUAUCAUAUCUUCUGGACUGCCUCAAUGAUGUUACUCCUCAAACCUGCUAUACCAUCACCGAAACCUCUUCGUUGA